UUUAGAAGUUAUUUUCUGUUUUGGUUUUACAAAAAGUAAACAUAUGAUGGUCUUGAAAUUUUUAUUGUGAUUUGUGAUUUAAAUUGAUACUUUUUCCUUUUGUUUUAUUGUUCAUAUUUGUGUUUUAUAACUAGUUAAGUAUCUUUAGUCAUGGGGAGACGGUCGAUAAACACCACUAAAAGUGGUAAGUACAUGAACCCCACCGAUCAAGCUCGCAAGGAAGCACGUAAGCGAGAGUUGAAGAAGAACAAGAAACAGCGAAUGCUGGUCAGGACUGCAGUUUUAAAAGGAAAAGAUCCACAUCAAGUUUUAGCUGAUAUGGAACGUCUUGAUCUGAUGGAGUUCAACGUUGAUGUACCACCCCCACUUAAUGAGAAGGUUUUACGUGACAAAAGGAGAAAACUGAAAGAAACUUGGGAUCGGUUAUGUAGGCUUUAUGUUAAAGAAGAACAUGAAAAGUUUUUGGAGUUGAAGAGAUUAGAAGCUGAAUAUGAAUCAAAGCGAAAUCAAUUGAUCAAAUUUUAUGAGGCGGUUAAAUCAGCUCAAGAAGUAGCUUUAGAUGACAUCCCUCUUCCUACAGGCCCUCCCGAAGCCAAUACAGGUGAAGAAAUAAUCGAAGAGGAACCAGAAAGUGAACCUUCUUCAAUUCUUAAAAAGAGUACCACAACACCAGUGAUAAAUAAAGAUCCUCCAGGCUUACCUCCUGGUCCACCACCAAAUCUAGAUGAUUUUGAAGAUGGAGAUUCAGAUGAUGAACAAGAAACAAAUAAAAAAGUACAUUUUGGUGAUAAUGAAAAGGAAGCUGAUGUUAACGAGUUUUUGAAGGAAAUUGAAGAUGUAGAAAAGACUGUCGCUGAAAAUGAUAAGAAUGCUCCUUCUUCUCCCGAAGAUUCUCAGCCCACAGAGUCAACCGUUUCAGAAAAUGAGAUCUCAACGACUACUUCAUCUACGCUUCCAAAUACUAGUACAACGCCAAUCUCUUCCAACACAACUACCAUCAACCCUAUACCUACUUCGACAUCAGCUCUUCAGGAAACAACAAUUCCACCAACUAAUCCCAUACUUACUAUGGCUCCUACUAAAAUUCAACCAGCCCCUCCUCCAAUUCCUCCACCUGUUCUAUUACUUCGUCCUCCUGUUCAACCUUUAAUGCAUGGACAAACUAGACCUGGUAUGCCACCACCUAAUGGACCUCCUAGACCUGGUAUGGGACCACCACAUUCUAGACCUCAACGGCAUAAUGCUCCCAGACAUAACCCCAGAGGAAAUCAAAAUAAUAAUAGGAAAGAAGACAAAAAGCCAUCUCAUGUCGUUUCUGAUAAGGCAACGAUAGAAGCGAAACCUCAACUAAGGAAUUUGAGUGCCGAUGCAAUUAGAUUUACUCCUUUGUCUUUAAAAAUCAGAAGAAAUGAGAAAAAUGUAAAGAAAACUAACAAAAAUGAAGGUGAAUCUAAUUUCAGUUUUACUUCAAAGCCUUAUGAUUCUACUCAAUUCAAACAGCAACCACAACCAACAAAAGAUGAUGCAUAUGAAGAAUUCAUGAGGGAACUAAAAGAUAUUAUAUAAAUUUAUAAAUACAAUUGUAUAAAAACAUCCCCAUCUUCAUCAACAUCGUAUAAAAUUAAAUUAAUAUUGUCAACUAUUAAAAUAGUUUGUCAAUCUUUCUUCUUGUGUCAGUAAUUACAGGAUAAAGAAAACAUAAACAUAAAGGCGCGAUUCAAUCAUGAUAAAGAGUUUUUUAUCCUCCUUUAUUUUCUUCAAGAGUUCCUCCCAAAGCAUUGAAUUAAACAUCAUGAAUUGAAAUGUACCAAUCAUCAAAACUUUUAAGAUCAUUCUGGUGGUCCUGAUAAAGUACUGGGUGUGUUUAUUAAGCCAUCAAAUCCUGCCUAAUGAUCCUGUUCAAUAAAAGCAUUUCAAUUUGAACAAAAUGAAUAAAGAAAACUGUUGGAGAACAAAUAAAGAAUUAAAAGGAAAAUAAAUCAUCAAAUGAAACAAUCAAGUAAAAGCUGUGGCAACAAUUAAUUCUGAGCUAAUGAUCGUAAAGUAGAGCUUCUUGGAUCUCAAAUUUGCACUUCUUGACUGACAAUUUGAUUUGGAUUCAAUGUUUUCAAUUUUCGCUAAAAAAUCUUCCAUUAGUCAGUUCAACAAUUAAAUCAAUCUUGGAAAUGCUGAUUUUACCAUUUUUGCACCUUUGUUACCUUAGCAAUAAAUGAUCGCUAGAAGAUGAUAAAGAUUGAAUGUUAACAACAAAAUUAAAGCACAACAUUUCAAUGUUUGACAUGAAUUUAUUAUUA
Messenger RNA from Tetranychus urticae (two-spotted spider mite), 2294 nucleotides. RefSeq lists its product as uncharacterized. Lineage: Eukaryota; Metazoa; Arthropoda; Arachnida; Trombidiformes; Tetranychidae. Gene Ontology annotation, biological process: RNA processing. The record is from RefSeq and is a predicted model, not a curated record. Gene Ontology annotation, cellular component: spliceosomal complex.